Molecule: messenger RNA, 1416 nt
Organism: Saprolegnia diclina VS20
Lineage: Eukaryota; Oomycota; Saprolegniomycetes; Saprolegniales; Saprolegniaceae
Exons: 1
Source: RefSeq, a predicted model, not a curated record
CGAUAUGAAGAUUCUUCCAGCCCUCCAGCGAUCGCUCUACGUCAAUAGCCCUGUCCGUGUGGUCUUGUCGCAUCUCUGCAUCGACUCUGUCGGAAUGACGCUGGCGCCGACGCCCGAGAUCCCGCAUGUCGUCGGGACGCUUCUGGUCUCUUUGCCGUCAACGUACGAGGGUGGUGAGCUGAUGUUCACCAACGGCACCGACACGCAGGUGCUGACAGCGUCACGGAAAUUGGCGCAGCACUUUGCCUCGUUCAAUAAGAUCACGAGCGCGCCAAUCACCUCCGGCCGUCGCGUGGCGCUUGUGUACGCCUUGACGUGCGACCCGCAGUCGUGGGUGCCGCGGGCAACCCGAGAUGACGUCAUCGAGGCAUUUGCGACGAUCGCGCAAGACCCUCCGAGUGACAUUCAGCGCAUUGCGCGUGCAGUCGACAUGGACAUUGGUCCAGAGACGCUCUGGAUCAACCAGCUCGAGCGCGUCGACAAGGCGCUCGUCGACGUGCUUGCUGCGACAGGAGGCUAUGACAUUUCGCUUGUCGAAUCGAGAGAACACGCGCCCCCUACGUACGACGCCUAUGGUUCCGAGGACGACGCGUGCGACGACGACCCGUAUUUCGAGUACGAAGUGCGGUAUGAGAACCGCGUCACUCGCAUCCAGAGCCUCGCCGACAUCCCCGUCGCUGUGACCUCGGGUGUCAUAUGCAGGGGCGCCGACCUCUUCUUGAACGACGACGCUUCCGCCAACGGGUUCGCAUGCCCCGCCACCGCGAUUCUCUUCUGGCCCAAGCGCUGCCGCGUACCGAUCGCGGGUUCGUCGCGCGCUGUCCCUAUGCUGCGCGAGGCUAUUCACACCGGUCAAAUCGAGGAUCUCUUUGGUCUCAGUCUCCAUGACUUUGUGCUGGGAACACUGAUGGCUUUUGACGUUGCUGCCAACAGCAGGGAUGCAGUCGAGCUCGGGCAUCUCUUGCUCCGGUACAAAGACGCCGAGGUACUUCAGCGCUUUCUCAAAGAUACAUUGCCCCUCUCGAUUUUCGGGCUCACGGGACCGAAUGGCGCCGCACAAUGUAUCUAUGCGAGCUUGGAUUCGCUUGGCUGGUCGACGCUGCUGCCUUCCAUCGAGGGCCUCCUGGCGCGCGCGGCCAAAGCUGACAACACCAACGCGAUCUGCCACCUCCUUGCCAGCUUGGCGGGCCUCGCGACGGAGCGUGACGCCGUGUGUCCGCCGCUGACGCAGCCAUACACUGGUGAGUUUCUCAAGGCCUGUUGGGAGGCAGUUAUCAUCGAGUCCAAGUUUCGACCUGGUGACGCUCUGACGGAGCACUGUAUUCUCUUGGAUUGGUACUUUGACGAUUUCCUGCCGACGCGUCCGGGCGACAACUACCUCGGCCAGUGGCUACCACCUCCGCUGCUCCUGGUCGU